UCGAAGCCAAGACAUACGAGAACUUCUUCUGUAUUAUCUCGCUCUUUCAAUCUCUCUCCUCUUUCGUGCGUCUAUUCAAUAAAAUCUUCAAUCCCUCUGUUUAAGGAACAAGAAAAGGCUCGGACUUUGAUCAAAUCUGAGUUUCGAUUCCCAAAAUGGCAUCUGGAUCGUCAGGUCGUGCCAACUCCGGCUCUAAGGGGUUCGAUUUUGGGUCCGAUGACAUUCUCUGCUCGUAUGAAGAUUAUGGCAAUCAGGACGCUUCCAACGGAAAUCAUUCGGAUCCUGUGAUCGGUACUAAUUCCAGCAAGCAGGAUUUUCACAAAAGUAGAAUGACAAGGUCAUCUGUGUUCCCUGCCUCCUCCUACAGCCAGCCAGAAGAUUCUUUCAACCAAGAUGUUGCUGCUGCUUUUGAGAAAAGCAUCAAAAAACAUACUGACAACCUUAUGCGCUUUCUCGAGGGGAUCAGCUCACGGAUGUCCCAAUUGGAAUUGUAUUGCUACAAUCUUGACAAAUCAAUUGGUGAAAUGCGAUCUGAUUUAGUUCGUGACCAUGGAGAGGCAGACAUAAAGCUAAAAUCUCUUGAGAAACAUCUUCAAGAAGUGCACAGGUCUGUUCAGAUCCUAAGAGACAAACAAGAACUUGCUGAGACUCAAAAAGAAUUAGCCAAACUUCAGCUUGUGCAGAAGGAGUCCUCUUCAUCAAGCCAUUCCCAGUCUGAGGAAAAAGCUUCACCAUCUGCAUCUGAAUCCAAGAAAACUGAGAAUGCAACUGAAACACAUAACCAUCAGUUGGCUCUUGCUUUGCCCCACCAAGUAGUGCCACAGCAGCAGCCUGCCCCUGUGCCUCAACAGGCCCAAGCGCCACCUCAGAAUGUGACCCAACAGCAAUCCUAUUAUUUGCCUCCAGCCCAGACCCAACACCCUCAGAGCCAGUAUCUGUCUCCUGAUCCUCAAUAUCGAACAACCCAAAUGCAAGACAUCUCUAGGGUAGCUCCACAGCCAACGCAGACACAAAUAAAUCAAACACCACCAAGCCAGCAAUUUCCGCAGUAUCAGCAGCAGUGGCCGCAGCAGUUGCCACCACAGGUACAAGCAUCGCAACAGUCCUCCAUACAGCCCCAGAUGAGACCUUCAUCACCAUCGGUUUAUCCUACCUAUCCACCCCAAGUCCAACCGACGAAUUCAUCUCCACCAGAAACACUGCCAAACAGCAUGCCUAUGCAAGUGUCAUAUGCAGCAGUUCCUCAACCCUUAUCUAGUCGUGCUGAUGCCAUGCCUUAUGGAUAUGGAGCUGGUAGAACUGUUCCUCAACAACCUUCACCUCAGCAAGUCAAGGGCACAUAUGGCGCACAACCUGGUGAUGGGUAUGCAACUGCUGGUCCUCAUUCCACCCUUCCUGCAGGGAGUGCAUACAUGAUGUAUGAUAGUGAAGGGGGAAGGACACAUCAUCCACCUCAACAACCUCACUUUCCGCAGGGUGGAUAUCCACCAUCGAAUAUUGGCCUCCAAAAUCCUCAACCAGCUACAGGCACAAAUAUGUUAUCUCGCAAUUCAGGCCAUUCACACUUUGUUCGCAACCAUCCCUACAGUGAGUUGAUGGAAAAGCUACUAAGCAUGGGUUUCAGAGGGGAUCUUGUUGCCAGUGUGAUACAGAGGAUGGAGGAGAGCGGUCAGCCUGUGGAUUUCAACACUGUGCUUGAUAGAUUGAAUGUGCAUUCUUCUGGAGGGUCUCAGAGAGGAUGGUCAGGUUGAAGGCAGUGAUUUGGGUUGUAAACCCUUCAUUGUAGAAAGAAUGAUGCUUGAGUUUGACUUGAAUUUUAAUAAAGGAUGUUUUAAUGCAUGAUCACUUGGAGUAGUAUAUGUAUAUCAUGUAUCUUGGUAAUUCCCUCCUUUUUAUUGCGUGUUAUGGAUUUCUCUCCAUGAUUUUUAUAAGGGGAAAAAAUCCAGUUCCAAUAUUAGGCUUCUGAAGGAUCAUGGAUUUGUGUGAAAUUUAGGCUUGCCAACUGCCGGUCAUGGCACGUAGGUGUGGCCCCUUGGAAUAAAGUUUCCCAUUCAUGGUCCCUAUA
This is a messenger RNA of Manihot esculenta (cassava), 2065 nucleotides long. RefSeq names its product ataxin-2 homolog. Bases 156 to 1751 code for a protein of 531 amino acids. The transcript is spliced from 3 exons. NCBI's taxonomy places the organism in Eukaryota, Viridiplantae, Streptophyta, Magnoliopsida, Malpighiales, Euphorbiaceae. The record is from RefSeq and is a predicted model, not a curated record.